AAAAAAGGGAAAAACAAAGAAGGAAAAAUUUGUUUGCACCCAAAAAAAAAACUCCAUAAAAGGCCAUGUAAUCCACCGCUUUCUCCUUCAUGCAUAAAAGAGAUAGAGGUAGAGAGAAGGGGAUCGAGGGGAUAACCUUUUGAGAAUAAAGUAGGGGUGUAAUAACUUUAUCCGGGCUCUUUAUUGAUCUCCUCUCCAUGGCUAACCAUAGCAAAGGGAACUCAAAGGGGAGCUUCGAGUUACCGGAGAUUAAGUUCACCAAGCACUUCAUCAAUGGCCAAUUCGUUGACUCCAUCUCCGGCAAAACAUUCGAGACGAGGGACCCGCGUAACGGGGAGGUGAUCGCGCACAUCGCCGAGGGGCACAAAGAAGACAUCGACUUGGCCGUGAAGGCCGCCAGAGAAGCGUUCGACCAUGGCAAAUGGCCCCGCAUGUCCGGAUACGAGAGGGGGAGGAUCAUGUCGAAAUUCGCGGACCUGAUCGAGGAGCACAUCGAGGAACUGGCGGCGCUGGACGGCGUGGAUGGCGGGAAGCUGUUCACGAUCGGCAAGAUCAUGGACAUCCCCGGCUGCAUCCACAUGCUGCGGUACUACGCGGGCGCGGCCGACAAGAUACACGGCGAGACGCUGAAGAUUGCGGGGGAGUACCAGGGGCACACCCUAAAGGAGCCGAUCGGCGUCGCCGGGAUCAUCAUACCGUGGAAUUUCCCGAGCACCUUGUUCUUCGUCAAGGUCAGCCCCGCCCUCGCCGCCGGCUGCACCAUGGUCGUCAAGCCCGCCGAGCAGACCCCGCUCUCUGCGCUCUUCUAUGCACAUCUGGCUAAGCAGGCUGGGAUUCCUGAUGGAGUGAUCAACGUGGUAAAUGGGUUCGGGUCAGAAGCGGGAGCUGCUCUUGCAUCUCACAUGGAUGUAGACAAGAUAGCGUUUACGGGAUCUCCCGAAGUAGGGCGUUUAAUUAUGAAGGCGUCCGCAGAGAGCAAUUUGAAAACCGUCUCACUCGAGCUCGGUGGGAAAUCGCCUCUCAUUAUUUUCGACGAUGCUGACGUGGACAUGGCCGUUAAUCUCGCGCGCAUGGCCAUUUUCUUCAACAAGGGAGAGAUUUGUGUGGCUGGAUCGCGUGUUUAUGUUCAAGAGGGGAUUUAUGAUGAAUUCGUUAAGAAAGCCGCAGAAGCUGCGAAAAGUUGGGUGGUUGGAGACCCUUUCGAUCCCACCGUUCAACAAGGUCCUCAGGUUGAUAAGAAGCAAUUUGAAAGAGUUCUUAAAUACAUUGAACAUGGGAAAACAGAGGGUGCCACAUUAUUGACAGGGGGAAAGCCCUAUGGUGAAACAGGAUACUAUAUUGAGCCCACCAUUUUCACUGAUGUUAAGGAGAAUAUGCUGAUUGCGCAAGAUGAAAUAUUUGGUCCAGUGAUGUCCCUUAUGAAAUUCAAGACCGUUGAGGAAGCCAUAGAGCGAGCCAACUGCACCAGGUACGGCCUAGCGGCCGGAAUCGUGACUAAGGACCUGAACAUAGCCAACUGGGUCGCGAGAUCGGUUCGCGCCGGAACGAUUUGGAUCAACUGCUACUUUGCGUUCGACCCCGAUUGUCCGUUCGGCGGAUACAAGAUGAGCGGCUUCGGAAGGGAUCAAGGACUGCACGCGAUCGAAAAAUACCUGCAAGUUAAAUCUGUGAUCACUCCUCUCAUCAAUUCACCUUGGCUGUGAGUUUAAUGCAAGUUUGAUGUUCUUACCAUCUAUACGGUUUUAACUUUGUGAAUGGGUUUUUACGUAACAAUGAAUAAAAACUGUGUAUUUUGGGAUGGUUGGUAUGAUUAUGGUGCUAGAUGCUUGUGAACUCUAUUUGGUGGCUAGUAUUGGAUUUAUUAAUAGUUUAUAGUAUGAUGCAA
Messenger RNA from Ananas comosus (pineapple), 1885 nucleotides. Its product is annotated as aldehyde dehydrogenase family 2 member C4-like. The record is from RefSeq and is a predicted model, not a curated record. Bases 198 to 1703 code for a protein of 501 amino acids. The transcript is spliced from 9 exons. Gene Ontology annotation, molecular function: aldehyde dehydrogenase (NAD+) activity. NCBI's taxonomy places the organism in Eukaryota, Viridiplantae, Streptophyta, Magnoliopsida, Poales, Bromeliaceae.